Messenger RNA from Ambispora gerdemannii, 1011 nucleotides. Lineage: Eukaryota; Fungi; Glomeromycota; Glomeromycetes; Archaeosporales; Ambisporaceae. The record is from the annotation of a GenBank genome assembly.
AUGAGUGAACGUAAAGUCUUGAAUAAAUAUUUCCCGCCAGAUUUCGAUCCUGCAGCUAUCCCAAGGAGGAAGCAAGCAAAGGAUGCACAACACAAGGUUCGUCUUAUGACACCAUAUGCCAUGCGUUGUGAAACAUGUGGCGAAUAUAUUUACAAGGGAAAAAAAUUCAACGCACGUAAAGAAACAGUAGAAGGCGAAUCCUACUAUUCCAUAAAAAUCUUCAGAUUCUACAUCAAAUGUCCUCGUUGUUCUGCCGAAAUCACAUUUAAAACGGAUCCCAAAAACACGGAUUAUGUAGCCGAGCAUGGUGCCUCUCGAAAUUUUGAACCGUGGCGUGAGGAGCGUAUCGCAGGCGAAGAAAAACAGUUGAAAAAGGAACAGGAGGAGGAAAAUAAUCCAAUGAAAGCGUUAGAGAAUCGUACGUUAGAUUCGAAACGGGAGAUGGAUAUUUUAGAUGCGUUGGAUGAGAUUCGAACGCGAAAUGCACGUAAUGAACGUGUUGAUGCUGAUGCUUUGUUGGAUCGGUUGAUUGAGAUAGAAGAUGAACAAGAGAAAACUCUUGAAGAAAUGAUUGAAGAUGAAGACGAUAAACUUACGAAAGCUGUUUUUCAAGACGCUAAUGGAUUGUCUGUUAGAAAAGCUAAUCUGGAUGAAGAACCAAAAGUCGAGGCGUUACUUUCAGAACAAGCAAAAAUGGUUUCAUUGCCCGAUUUCAGUACACCGAUUAUUAAAAAACGAAAAUUGCCAGAAGCUGAUUUAGGUGCUGGUUUAAUUAUUAAAAAGAAAGCGUCAUCUUCAUCAUCAAAAACUAUAACUACAGCAACAGCGACAACAUCUAAAUUCCCAAUGACCACAUCAUCCACAUCAAAAACUCCACUAAUAACCAUAGCAACGUCAAAAACUCCAAUAAUAAUAAAAAAAGAACAAAAAUCUGUUCCAGUAACAGCAACUUCAUCGACUUUAUUAUCAUUAGGAGAUUAUGGUUCCGAUAGUGAUGAUGAUAAUGAAUAA